AUGGCUGACAAGGGUCUUGAGGAUGUGCCUGAGGGCCAGAUCGAGUCGAACUACGAUGAGACCGUCGACUCCUUCGAUGACAUGAACCUGAAGUCGGAGCUCCUUCGUGGUGUCUACGCCUACGGUUUCGAGCGUCCCUCCGCCAUCCAGCAGCGUGCCAUCAUGCCCGUCAUCAAGGGCCACGAUGUCAUUGCUCAGGCUCAGUCCGGUACUGGCAAGACCGCCACCUUCUCCAUCUCUGUCCUCCAGAAGAUCGACACCAACGUCAAGGCUUGCCAGGCCCUCAUCCUUGCUCCCACCCGUGAGCUUGCCCAGCAGAUCCAGAAGGUCGUUGUCGCCAUCGGCGACUUCAUGAACAUUGAGUGCCACGCCUGCAUCGGUGGUACCAGCGUCCGUGACGACAUGAAGGCUCUCCAGGACGGCCCCCAGGUCGUUGUCGGUACCCCUGGCCGCGUCCACGACAUGAUCCAGCGCCGCUUCCUCAAGACCGACUCCAUGAAGAUGUUCGUUCUUGACGAGGCCGACGAGAUGCUUUCUCGCGGUUUCACCGAGCAGAUCUACGACAUCUUCCAGCUUCUUCCCCAGAGCACCCAGGUCGUCCUUCUGUCCGCCACCAUGCCCCAGGACGUCCUUGAGGUCACCACCAAGUUCAUGCGCGACCCCGUCCGCAUUCUCGUCAAGAAGGACGAGCUUACCCUUGAGGGUAUCAAGCAGUUCUACAUUGCUGUUGAGAAGGAGGAGUGGAAGCUCGACACCCUCUCCGACUUGUACGAGACCGUCACCAUCACCCAGGCCGUCAUCUUCUGCAACACCCGCAGAAAGGUCGACUGGCUCACCGACAAGCUCACUGCCCGUGACUUCACUGUCUCCGCCAUGCACGGUGACAUGGACCAGGCUCAGCGUGACCUGAUUAUGAAGGAGUUCCGUUCCGGAUCUUCCCGUGUCCUGAUCGCCACUGACCUUCUGGCCCGUGGUAUCGAUGUCCAGCAGGUUUCCCUGGUCAUCAACUACGACCUUCCCGCCAACCGCGAGAACUACAUCCACCGCAUUGGUCGUGGUGGUCGUUUCGGACGUAAGGGUGUUGCCAUCAACUUCGUUACCGCCGAGGACGUCCGCAUGAUGAGAGAGAUUGAGCAGUUCUACAGCACCCAGAUUGAGGAGAUGCCCAUGAACGUUGCCGACCUCAUCUAA
This is a messenger RNA of Colletotrichum abscissum, 1191 nucleotides long. Its product is annotated as ATP-dependent RNA helicase eIF4A. Gene Ontology annotation, molecular function: RNA binding; ATP binding; RNA helicase activity. NCBI's taxonomy places the organism in Eukaryota, Fungi, Ascomycota, Sordariomycetes, Glomerellales, Glomerellaceae. Bases 1 to 1191 code for a protein of 396 amino acids. The record is from RefSeq and is a predicted model, not a curated record. The transcript is spliced from 5 exons.